AUAAAAUCAUACAUUAAUCGUCUUUUCUUUUUCUUUCCCUUUAUUUUUUCUUUUUUGGUUAAACCCUCCCUAAAGCAAAAAAAAAAAAGAAUAUAUAUAUAUAUAUAUAUACAACAAGUGAAAUGCAAGUCAUUCCUCUCCACUUCAUUCACCUUUACCAAGCGAUCUUGGUUCUAAUGUUAUUCAGAUCACCCUUCAUCCGACAUGUUCAUCUAUACAACAGGACAACGAAAACAGUGAUCCAAAAGAGGUAAAUUAUCGUAAUAUAAACAGGAGUACAAGUUUUUUUUUUUUUGCAUUUAAAUAAAAAGAGGGCACUAACUGAGGAUGCUAUUUUCAUAGGGUAGCAGAAAUGGUGUAACGUCUCAUACAAUGAAAGGGUUUUCAUGUUUUGAUUUGCCUAGUUCAUCCUCUUCCACUACUUCUUCUUCUUCUUCUUCUCCUCCUAGGAAAAGAUCCGUCACAUGUGAUGCCAAAAUGAUAUGGGGACACAAACGACCUCGAAAAUUAAUACGGUCUGAUGAAGAAUUCUCACUAAAUGACAUACCUUCUACAUCGGCAUUGAUUCCUACCAACAACAACAACAACAAUACAACAACAACAGAAGCAAAUCUAACCUUAAACGCAUUAUGGCAACUUCCUUCCAUGAUUCAAGCCUUUGAUACCAUCUCUCCCAAUUUAAAAUCCUAUCUAUUAUUUCAAUUACUAAAGCGAUCCUCGACCAACACGCUUCAAUUUAUUAACUCGGUGAUUAUGCCUGUUUUGAAACAUGAUUUUUUAUCCACAUUACCGUUGGAGGUAUCGAGACGAAUUACAAGUUAUCUUGAUGCCCUUUCAUUGAGUAGAGCAUCGUGUGUAUGCAAGAAAUGGAAAUCGGUGAUUGAUUCGGAUAAUCCGUCCUGGAAAAGACUACUUUUAGAAGACGGUUAUUCUCUUUCAGACCCCUUAACUCACUCCUCCAUCAUCCAUGAUUAUAAACAACUCUAUGCAAGACAUCAUACCCUCAAACAAAAUUGGAGGAAAGGAAGAGCUCAAGAAACUUGGUUCAAAGGACAUGAUAAAUUUGUAGUCACCUGUUUACAGUUUGAUGAUGAAAAAAUUGUUUCUGGUGCGGAUGAUUCGCAUGUCAAUAUCUAUUAUACCGAUACGGGUAAAAAACGCAUGACAUUAGAGGGUCAUGAAGGAGGUGUCUGGGCAUUGCAAUAUGUUGGGAACACACUCGUGACGGGUUCGACAGAUAGGCGAGUGCGUGUUUGGGAUAUGGAAACUGGGAAAUGCACGCAUAUCUUUACGGGGCAUACAUCUACCAUAAGAUGCUUGUUAAUCACAAAGGGCGUUCAACCCAUGAUCGUUACUGGCUCUCGUGAUUCUACCCUCAGAGUUUGGAAAUUGCCUGACCCGAAAAACCUUGCAGGCCAUUAUCAUGGUGUCGGUGAGAAUCCGUAUUUUGUACAUUCAUUGGUGGGCCAUCGACAAUCCGUGCGUGCCAUUGCCUAUCAUGGUAAUGUGGUGGUGAGUGGUAGCUAUGACAACACAGUGAGAAGUUGGGAUAUCAGGACAGGUCGAAUGAUUCAAUUAAUGGAGGGACAUACGCAAAAGGUGUAUUCGGUGGUAAUUGAUGCAGAAAGAGAUCGAUGUAUGAGUGGCAGUAUGGAUUCAUCUGUUCGUAUUUGGGAUUUAAAGACAGGGGAUUGCAUCAAGAGAUUAGAGGGACAUACAGUGCUUGUAGGACUACUAGGACUAACUAAUAAAUACCUUGUGUCUGCAGCAGCCGAUUCUAUUCUAAGAGUAUGGUCACCCGAUACUGGUAUAUGUAAUCAUGCAUUAUCUGGACAUGGAAAUUCUAUUACAUGCUUUCAACAUGACGACCAAAAAGUUAUAUCCGGCUCUGAAGGUGGAUUAAAAAUGUGGGAUAUCAAAACUGGUAAAUUCAUUCGAGACUUGAUCACCGAAGUGGACUGUGUAUGGCGUGUUGCAUUUGACGGAAGAAGAUGCGUAGCUGCAGUACAAAAAAAAAAUGAAACUUCGUUUCGAAUAUUGGAUUUUGGUGUUCAAAACAUGUAAAAGAGAGACGUUGAAUUACUGGAAAAAGCGAGGGUAGGAAGGGGGGGUAGUCAAUAAUAAAAUACCGCUUCUGUUCGCUUAACUACAUAACCACUUUUUUUAAGAAGUUCGAUGGUUUUUUUUUAUAUAUAUACCUGUGCUAAGUUGCCUGAUUUUAUGUUUAAAACAAUGGCAUGUCCAUUCCGAGUAGUAAUGUGCUCAUAUCCAUUCCUUGGAUAACUGAAGGGUAACUUUUUGGGUUUUUUAACUCGUAGUUUGUUAUUCUUGAUUUCCAAUUUUCAUAAUAUGCUAUUUCAGAGAAACGUAUUUUAUUUGAUAUGCAGACAUUCACUUCUUGUGCGCGCUU
Messenger RNA from Mucor mucedo, 2410 nucleotides. RefSeq names its product WD40-repeat-containing domain protein. Gene Ontology annotation, biological process: ubiquitin recycling; proteasome-mediated ubiquitin-dependent protein catabolic process. Lineage: Eukaryota; Fungi; Mucoromycota; Mucoromycetes; Mucorales; Mucoraceae. The coding region runs from base 373 to 2064 and encodes 563 amino acids. Gene Ontology annotation, molecular function: ubiquitin binding. Gene Ontology annotation, cellular component: nucleus; cytoplasm. The transcript has 2 exons. The record is from RefSeq and is a predicted model, not a curated record.